AGCAGGCUGGGCCCAGGUCGGCGCAGCCUUCGCCCCGGCGACCGCGGCGCCAUGCGCAGCCACGCGGGCCGCGUGGGCGCGUGAUCGCACGCCCCUUUUUUCCGGUACCUGCCAUACACGACACCGCCAUGCGCGCAGCGGGCGCUUUCUUUCCGCGGCUUGGGGGGUCUGGGUCUUGGGCCUGUUACCUGGCCUCCGCCCGCGCAGCGCGCGGCGGGCCCUGCGACUCCCAGCUCUUCCAGGCCGGGGCCCGGCCCGGCAGCCCCCGCGCUCGCCAGCAGGGCCCCCCCGAGACCUGCUUCUGGGCCGCAGGGCCUCGCCGAGACGGCGGCGGCUCCACCGCGAGUCCGAGUGCAAGCGCGACUGCGUCGAGCGGGGUAGGGUCUGCCCCUUCGACGAGGGCGGGUCCUGCUCCUGCGCGCCGGACGUCUAAUCCUCCCGCCGCGGGGCGGGGGCGAGCUCGCGACUGGCGUGUCCCCCCGGAGCUCCGCCGAGGCCGGGGCGGCGGGGAUGCUCGGCCUGAAGCGGGUGCGCUUCGUCGCGCAGCGCGCGGCGUCGCCGAGGGAGUGCCUCGGCAACCUUACGAGGAACAGCACGUACACGGUGCUGCUCGUGUUCGCGGGGCGGCGCAGCUACAUCCACAUGCUCCUGCACUACCUGGACGAGCUCGUGCGGCAGUGCUCCGUGCACGAGGUGCACGUGUGGGACUACGCCCGGGACAGGGAGGACGCGCGCUGGCUCCACGGGGCCGCCAAGAACCGCAGCGGUGCCGAGUGGCAGCUCAUGUCCCAUGCUGUGGAGGGGCGGGGCUGGGCCGACGUGUACGAGUUCUACGCCUCCCCAGAGGCGGGCGCCGCCCGCCCUCGGUGGCAGCCUCUGUCCGAGAUGGCAGGGCGGGACAACACGGUGCUGGUGAAAGCAGACGACGACAUCGUCUACAUCGACGUGUCCAGCUUCGACUCCUACGUGGACUUCAUCCGGUCGCACCGUGAGAAGUUCGUGGUCCACGCCAACGUUGUGAACAACGGAGUCGCCGCCUACUACCAGGCCAGGCACAUCCGGGAGCUGGCGGAUCGGAUUCGCGGGCUUGACGAGUACCCCAGCUGGCAGGGCCGCCUGGGCGAGUUCGGCUGGCUCUUGGACGGGAGCGGGCGCGCCGCCGACCUCCACAAGUACUUCUUGCGCCACCACGAGAACUUCUCGUGGACGGAGGGGGACGGGUGCAUCGUCUAUGGCCGGGAGCAGGCGGCGAGGACCGGCCAGGCCGGGCAGGGGCGCUUCUCGAUCAACUUCUUCGGCGCGCGCUGGUCAGAGUGGAACCACGUGCGCCGGCUGGCUCUCGACCCAGAGGGGGACGAGGUUGGGAUCACGACCCGCGGUUCCGCCGAAGGUCGGGAGCAGUGCAUCUUCACAGCCUUCAACGUCGCGCACUUUAGCUUCCGCGUGCAGAGUGUGGCCUGGGACGUCUACACCGCCUACGAGCGCCUGCUGGCCAGCGCGUAGGGAGGUCAUGCCACGAGCUCGGACGCAGCAUGGCGGAGCAGCACCACAGUGGCGACGUCUUGGGACGUGAGGUGGCCCGCCGCGGCCCGUGCGGUUGCCCCCCCCCCCCGCCCUUCGCCGCCUCUGCACGUCCUUCUGGACCUGUGUCGUUGGGCCGUCCAUCGGGACGUAUGCUGGCGCCCCGCGUCGCCCCGCCCUCGCCCCUCGCCGCCUCCUGGCGAGUUUGGCAGCAGUGCCCCGUCCGCCUCGCGGCCCCCCUGGCUUGUUUGGAGCCUGCGCGGUGCGUGCGUGCGCGCGCGCGCGUCUGGAGGCUGUCUCGAGCGGCCGUGUGCGCACGUGGACAGGGAAA
Messenger RNA from Prorocentrum cordatum, 1852 nucleotides. The record is from the annotation of a GenBank genome assembly. NCBI's taxonomy places the organism in Eukaryota, Dinophyceae, Prorocentrales, Prorocentraceae.